Zonotrichia albicollis (white-throated sparrow) is the source of this 5579-nucleotide messenger RNA. Lineage: Eukaryota; Metazoa; Chordata; Aves; Passeriformes; Passerellidae. The record is from RefSeq and is a predicted model, not a curated record.
UUGGUUAUGGACACAAGGGCAAGUUCAUUGGAAAAGGCAGUGGCAACAAUGCCAUAAUCACCAGCAGUCCCAUGACAGUUCAACAGCUGGGACCUCUUUCACCUUCAGCGAAUCAGCUUUCAACAGCAUGCAGCCAGAUCAGCCCUAGCUUACACAGGUCUAUGGAUGCUUCCAGCAUGAGUGCUUCUCCAUCAGCUACAAGGUCACUCUUGUCAUGUGAGACUCUGGCCUCUACAACAUUAAGCUUGUCAGAAGGUCAUUCCCCUCUGAGUGUUGAACAAGAGUGGUCACAUAGGUACAGGACACUUUCUUCUGUUCCUCCUGACCAAGGUUUACAAAAUGGCAAUGAGCUGGGGGACUGCGUAAAUUUUUCGCCUGAAGCAUCUACAUCCAGUGACUCAUUACCAUCCUACUUAUAUGGCAUGGAAAAUAAGAAUUCCCCUUACUCUAGUCCUUGCCAGUCCUCAGCCUGGUGUCAAUCAGCCCGCUCCAAAAAGAGAGCACGCUCUGUAUCUCCUCUGUCUGACGGCAUUGGGAUCGAGUUCAAUACAAUCAUUCGUACGUCCCCAACUUCUCUGGUCGCCUACAUCAACAGCUCCAGGGCAUCGCCAGCAAACGUCUCCCCACAGCCUGAGGUCUAUGGACAUUUUUUGGGAGUGAGAGGAAGCUGUAUAUCACAAAACUGCUCUGUUUCAACUGCCCAGAAAGGCUUCCAUAUGGCGAAUGGCGGUGUCACCUUUCCGGGAUAUGUUGAGAACGGGACAGGUGAGUACCAGCGGAUGCAGCAGCUGGAGCAAGCCAGCUUGCAGAUGGUUGCCACAAAUAACAUGGUGAUCCAGCAGGGUGUGCUGGCCAUGGACAGCCAUGCAAUAGACGUCCUGAAAAACAAGCAGCUGGGUGACUUCUCGGGCCCUGUUGUUGACAUGCCUCUUUCAGCCGUGGUGCUGCCACCGCCUCCUCCACAGGGGCCACCCCCGCCGUACCACGCUCACCAGCGCCGGCACGUACACGGCCUCCCCGGCCACGUCCCCGCGCUGCAGGCGCUGCCCCCAGCCCCAGGCGCCCCGCUGCAGGAAGAUGGAGAGCUGGAGGAUUUCAAUGGCAAGCAUGGCUGUUGCUGGGUUGACUGUGGGAAGCUGUAUGACCAUCAGGAGGAGCUUGUGCGGCACAUAGAGAAGAUCCACGUAGACCAGAGGAAGGGAGAAGACUUUACGUGCUUCUGGGCAGGGUGCCCUCGAAGGUUCAAGCCAUUUAAUGCCCGUUACAAACUGCUGAUUCACAUGAGAGUCCACUCAGGAGAGAAGCCCAACAAAUGCACAUUUGAGGGCUGCAAGAAAGCCUUUUCCAGACUAGAAAAUCUCAAGAUUCACUUAAGGAGCCAUACGGGUGAGAAGCCGUACCUUUGCCAGCAUCCUGGCUGCCAGAAGGCGUUCAGCAACUCCAGCGACCGUGCCAAGCACCAGAGGACACACUUGGACACUAAACCUUAUGCAUGUGAGAUUCCAGGAUGUACUAAGCGAUACACAGAUCCAAGUUCCCUCAGAAAACAUGUGAAAGCCCAUUCUUCCAAAGAUCAACAAGUCAGGAAAAAGUUGCGAUCAAGCUCAGAGAUUGACCAGGACAUCCUGAAUGACUGCCUUGCAAUCCAGCCCCUCCAGCCAGUCCUGUCACCACAGGAUGCUGUAGAUAGUACCAUGGAACACUCCCCAGAGUCUGCUUGUGAUAUUUACCCAGCAGCUGUGAUCCCCAGCACACAGAUGAAUCAAAGUGGAGCAGCAGCUGGGGCAGUGUCCUUGUCCCACCCCAGCAGCCACUCUUCCCCAGGACAAAACAUCCAGGGCAGUCCUCUGCACCCUCCCCAGGUACCUCUUCUCACAGCUGCUGACUCAGAGAGGUUUGUUGCUCCAGCUCCUUCUCAUCACAUCAGCCCCCAGAGAAUGUCCAUUCAACAUCCCAUGAUGCAGAGACAGACUCCACAACCUCCUCAGCUUCCACAACUUGCAGGGAUGCCUCUGAAGACAUACCAACAAGCACAAAGCCCUUCUUUUCAGCCAAAUGCCCUUCACAUCCAGGGCUUUUAUGGGCAGCUUCAGACUUUCUGCCCUCCACAUUAUGCUGACACUCAGAAGAACAUACAAGACAGUGUUUCUUGCAAUAUGGUUCCUCCUGUUGACUGCUCAGCUCUCCCAUCAACAGGCCAGGGAGGGCUUGGCAUUUUCCAUGGAAGUUUUUCAGAUCAUUCUGGUAUCAAAGUGUACGACUUUCCAGCAGGGUCUGUAGAUAUCUUUGAUGAUUCAGCUUGCAGCAUGCCAGAGGACAGCAGUUUCCUACAAGUAAAUGCAGUGGAUCAUUGUUCCAGCCAGCUUUCUUCUGUAUACACUGAAGGCUAAGUAAUGUGUAUCUAUUUACAAGAACUUGAUUCUGUUUCAUCUUGCCUUCCGGUAUUUCCCUACAAAGUUUUUCUCUCCAUGAAACUGCCAUGUAUGUAUGGGGAUAUGACUAGAUAUACAUACAUAAUGGAGAGGAAAAAAACAAUUACCAAGCAUUUAAUCAAGCAGCCAGCUGAGAAGGAGAAUGUUUGGAGAAAGCAAGCUUUGCCAAAAUCUUAGCAAUUGUUUAUUUUCUUCUCAUCUGUGGUACAGCAACUAUACUUUUAAAAUUAUUUCUUCUUUUAUUUUCUCAAAGGGAAUUCAGAGACCAAAUAAGAAAACUGGUUGUUGGCUGUAAUCCUUUCAAGCUGAAUGGGUGCACUUGCAGAAAAACACAGCUUUAGAAAAUUCCUUUUUCAAACAAGGAAAAUAAACAAAACCAGAGCAUACUACAAACAUUUCAAAGGCAUAAAGUUUUGCACAACCUGUCUGCAUGUGAUAGUUCCAAAGUUUAACACACACCAGGAUCCAAAAGGGAGACAAGAAGACAUACAUAUGGCACUACCUAUUGGAGGCAUUGGUGUGGCUUCUUUUUGGAUCAAAGGUUGUUGGUAGAGAAUUUCUUACAGGCCUCAUAGUAGGUGUCCUUUCUUUCUCUCUUUAUUUUAAGCCACACUAUACAGCUAUUCUUGUUUUCCCGAUAUUCAUUCUGACCCUUUAAACAUGAAUAAGAUAAUUUAAAUAUACAAGAACUUACGUGGGCUUUGUGGCUAUUUAGCAGAUCUGCCAGAUAAGCAUAAAUGAAUGGUAACUUUCAGUUGCUUUUUAAUUAGAUUGUACAGCAUUGUUGCUGUCUGUGCUAUAGUCUUCGCCAGGAAGGCUUAAAAUCUUUUGUAGGAAAGAGUCUUCCUUAAAUUCCACAUUUUUUAAAAAAGCUAUCUGUACUGAUUCACCUAAAUUUUAGUUGUCCUAAUCUUUUUCCAUAACACAUUUUCAGAAAGAAGAACUACUCUUAAGUGUACUGCAAUUCCUCUGGUUACUUAGAAAGAUAAAACUGUACUGAUGUGGUGGUUUUGAUUUUUCUGAUCAAUGUCAGGCUCAAGGUCCUCAAAUUUAGUCCAGGAUGCAAGCAAAUUGAGUUGUAAAACAUACAAGGUUAUGAGUUAAAACCAGUAUUUUGCACUGGAGAUGCCAUCACUGUGAUCCUGCAUGCCUUGAGAACAGCUCUUAAAUUAGACUGAAUUUUUAGGUUUUAAUUCCUGUUCAUACAUUUUGUGGGCUUCUUAAUGUGUAGUGUACAUCAUAAUAUUCUCAUGACCUGAUAGAGUAAGGACAGAAAAGUUCAUCCUUGCAGGCUGGACCAUAACUAUGCUUCAGAAAUAACUCUUCCAAAGAGAUAAAAUAAAAAGGUUUAUACAACAUUUUUUUUUUCCUGGCAAACUUAUGAGUUGUUAAGUCCAAUUUGGGUCGAAUUCAUAAUUUAAUCUGCAAUUAUGUGGAACAGAUGAAUUUAUGUCCGGAUGUUUGUGAACAUUGGCAAUCUUUUGAGGUUUGUAUUCAUGAAGUAUAUUCUUAUGUGCAGUUAUAUGCUUAAAUAUUUAAUGGAGAGAUUUUUAUCUGAUACAUAGAAUAUAUUGAUAAACCAUUCACAUAAAUGAAGUACAACAAGAAGUAAAGUGACUAAAAUGUAGCCAAUCCUGUGUUAAAUUCUUCCCCCACAUAUUCUGCUUCUCACAUGACAAGAGAAUGUGUUCCUCUGCUCCCGCUUGCACUAAGAGGUCUAGAUGUUACCACAUGUGAUUUGCAUUGCAUUGAAAGACAGCAGGCAUUCUUCACAGCUAUACAUAUGCAACCAAAAAGACAAUCCUUUUGCAUAAUGUGCAUUGACUGCAAGUUUUGCUUUUCAAUAAAGCUUUACUUUUUUACUACCUUAAAGCCCAUUCUGUGGUCACUGCACAAAUGUAACUUGGUUCAGUAGGAAUAAUUAGUCACACUGAACUCUUUAAUUUCAAAUGUGUGGAAUUGUGUUUUGUUCCACCAAAGUCAACAAGGGCAGGAUCAGACUAUGUGUGGACAUUUACAUGUACAUAUAUACUUCCAUAUAUAUAAAUCCCUCAAAAUUCUUUUAAGCACAUGAUUGUCCAGAGUUUGUCCAUUGCUGUUUACAAAACUGAAAUAUUGUUGCUGUCUUCAGAUCUGUACCGCCUUGACUUUUAAACUUUUGGAAAUACUUUUUUCUAGUAUCUGAAUGUACAAGUUGCUCUGUAGAGUUGAGAAUUAUACUUUUUGAAACAUACUGACCAAAGGGAAAGUGGGAGUACACGAUUCAAAAAGGGCAUUUUCAGCUUGGGGGUUCAUCAUUUACAUUUAAAAAAAGAAACUUUUGCAAGUUAUUAAUUCAUUCUUUCAUAUAUAUAUAUAUGUAUUUACACCUUUCCAUGAGCCCUAAUCCUAAAAAGAAGGCCCUAGAGAAGAGUCAAAUCAAGCACAUGAUGGGCUACCAGUCUGUAAAAAGGUAGGCCCAUGUUUACUUCUCAUUCAGAGACAAAGAGGAUUCUUCACUAUUAUUUCAUUAUUCUCUUUGGAGUUGGACUGGCUUUGAGGCAUCAAUUUAAUCACUGAGGGCAAUUGCAUAAAAAACCCCAUUGUAGCUCAUGUAUAUUGGAUAUUUAAAUAGGGAAUCUUGUUUGUCACAAUCAAAAAUGGUUCUUGAGAAAAUACAAUUUUGUGGAUUACCUGCAUAACUGAGUUAUUUGCAAAUUGUGCCUCCAUGAGAUUUGUGUUGUUAUUCUACUUGCUGUAUUGUUAAGUUUCUAAAGGGAUUCAUAUCUAAGAGAUGAAAUUAUUUUAGACUACAGACAUUAAACAAUAUUGAAAAUAAAUUAUUUACAAUUAUUCUUUUAUACAUUCUAACUCUUUGCCAGGUCAGUGGUCUAUUUAUAUCUGCGUUAUAAAUGGUUCUACACUGGAGUUUAAAAUACAGUUUCAAAGUGCAUCUGUACAAGUGGGAGUGUAUGAGAGUGCAUUUAAGGCUCCUUUCCUACAUGUGUGGACACACAAACAUGUAGGCAUUGUGGUUUACUACUACCAGAUGUUGAAGAAUGGCAGUGCUAAGGCCAUCUGUCACACUGUAUAUUGUUUUCAGCUUUUCUUGAAAAGGUGUGAAUAAGUAUAAAAAAUGCAUUUUGACUGUUUAUUCCCUGUUUUCCC